Molecule: messenger RNA, 1335 nt
Organism: Durusdinium trenchii
Lineage: Eukaryota; Dinophyceae; Suessiales; Symbiodiniaceae
Source: the annotation of a GenBank genome assembly
AUGGUGCUUGUCGCGGCGUACCGAGCACAGGACGCUGCCAUCAUCGAGGCCUGCGAGGCGGCUGUGAAGGGCAAAGGUGAUGGCCGCGUUUCCGUGGAGGAUGCUCAGGAGGCGGCGGCGGCGUUGAGAGGUGACAUGACCUGGCAAAAGCGAGCAAUUGAAAUAACGUCCGCUGUCGCGUGGCUGUGCAGCGGCACGCAGGUCUUCAAGUUCGUGAAGGACGCAGGGAAGGUCACUGAGACGGAGCUCUGGACCAUGCGCUAUUGCCUCACCGAGUACAACUUCACCGAGGCGGCGAGCGAUUGGAUCACCAACGCGGUGAAGGGCAUCACCAAGUAUGCCGACAAGGUCGCAAAGGGGAAGAAGAUCUCCGGGUACUAUGAGAAGGUCGAUGGUGUCCAGUGCGAUCACGAGGUCUUGGAGGUUUGCCGCAAGGCCGUCGCCGGCGCUGGCGACGGGCGUGUCAGCAAGGAGGAUGCCAAGUUGGUGCUGGCGGCCGUGACCGAUGGCGGGAAGGUCACUCAGACCGAGAAGUGGACCUUGAGACUUUGCCUCUCCGAGUUCAACUGGACGGAGGCUGCCCAAGAUUGGUUUGCAGAGGAGCUGAAGGCUUUCACCAGCGCUAAGAAGCGGCCCUCCUCUGCACCCGGUCGACCAGCCAAGAAGGUCAAGACAGUGGACAAUGGAAAGAAGGUGAAGUCUGUGCUGGGCAGUCUGAAGGUCCUUGAGAAGUCUGAGAAGGCUGAUGUGUUGAGCAUGGUGUCCUCCAUGGGGCAGAAGACGUUAGCCGUGCCCAAGGAGGAGAGGCACAGCUUUCAAAGCGAUGCCUUCAAGAUGGUGGAGAAGUUGCUGAACGAUGCGCAUGUGGUCUUGCAAAAUCAGCUGGCGGCGGCCAAAGAGCUCAUCGACAACUCGGACGCGGAGAAGGCCAAACGGGAGGCGGCGGUGAAGGCGGCAGAAGAAGCUUUGACUGCGAGCAAGGCGGGCAAGGAGAAGGCCAUGGAGAAGAACCAGGAGAAGAGCACCGCCUUGAAGGCUGCGGAGGAUGCGCUGAAGUCAGCGCAGACGCAGCAGAAGGACGGCGAUGCCAAGGCAGUGAGCCUGGAGAAGGAGAAGGCGGCGCUUGAAGAGGGCACCAAAGAUUGGAUGGGCGAGUUGAGGAAGGCUGAGAAAGGCUGGACUGGAGAGGGAUGGCAGCUGGCCAUGACAAGACUGAGGCUUGCUGAACAUGGCACUGCGCCACGCUUCAUCAAGGCGGCCAACGCUGCCUGGCAACCGGCCGACGCAGAAGAUGCCUUGCGGGCUGGUGGCUUCGACGAGGGCUGGCAUCAUUAG